Messenger RNA from Elgaria multicarinata webbii, 1539 nucleotides. Its product is annotated as fascin-like. Bases 1 to 1539 code for a protein of 512 amino acids. Gene Ontology annotation, molecular function: actin filament binding; protein-macromolecule adaptor activity. Gene Ontology annotation, cellular component: microvillus; actin cytoskeleton; cytoplasm. Gene Ontology annotation, biological process: establishment or maintenance of cell polarity; cell migration; actin filament bundle assembly. The record is from RefSeq and is a predicted model, not a curated record. Lineage: Eukaryota; Metazoa; Chordata; Lepidosauria; Squamata; Anguidae. The transcript has 8 exons.
AUGACAGUCUCACUAGAGUUUGGUCUUGUCAAUGCAGCCAACCGGUACCUGACUGCCGAACCGUUCCGCUUCCAGGUGGCAGUCACAGGCAAGCAACUGAAGCCCCGCCAGGUGUGGGUACUGCAGUUUGUGUCCCCACAUGGAGCUGGGGCAGCUGGCCCAGGAGAAGGGGCCGGCCAGAAACUUCACCUGAUCAGUGCCCUGAAGCGCUACUUGGCGGCUGACACCAACGGCAAAGUCACCUGUGACCAGGACAAACCAGGGCCUCAGACCUUCUUCCUGCUCCAUCAGUAUCCAGAUGGCAAGGUUUCUUUGCAGAACGAGCAGUCCAAGCGCUACCUGGGAGGGGCAGAGGAGAAUGUCACCUGCUUUGCCCAGGCUGCCACUGAGACCGAAAAAUGGACCCUUCACCUGGCAGUGCAUCCCAAUGUUGCAAUGUACAGCCCCAACAGGAAGCGUUACGUGCGCUGCGACGAGAAAGCCGGGCUGCUGCGUUGCGAUCGUGACUUGCCUUGGGGAGCUGAGUCAGUCAUCACCGUCUACUAUGACUUCAGAGGUCUGGAGUCAGAAGGCAAUGCUGACAGAAGGCAAUUUUCCCCAUACAUACCAGUGAAGAAGUAUGGAUUGAGUAAUGGAGCUGGCAAAAUGUUGGCUUCCAAUGGUUCACUGGUGCCAGAUGUCACCCCACAAACUUUGUACUCCCUGGAGGUGAGCGGUGGCUUGAUUGCUCUACGGGACGAUGAGGGAAAGUACUUGACUGGGCGAGAGGGUGGCAUGAAAACAGUAAAGAUGGACAAACCAGGACGGGAUGAACUCUUCAGUGUAGAAUCCAGCCCUGCCCAGGUCUCAAUUCGCUCCUCUUCUACUAACAAGUUCAUCUGCUGCAGGCCAGGUGCUGACCUCUACGCCAAUGCCAUGGCUGUAGGCAACACGGAGAUCUGCCAGCUGCUAUUUGAUGACACCACAAAGAAAGUUUGCUUCCGUGGCCACGGUGGCACAUACAUGUCCUUGGGUCCUAAUGACUGUAUCAUCAGCAGCACCAAACAGGACAAGAAUGUAUGGUUUGACCUCCUGUAUCAGGACCAGAAGGUGUUGCUUCGCAUAGCAGACAAAUAUGUGUCCAUGAGGCCCAAUGGACAGCUCCUGGCAAUUCCCAAAGCAGCAGGUAAAAGUGAAGAUUUUCUGCUGCUGCUGGUGAAUAGGCCUCUGCUGGUCCUGCACAGUGACGCCGGCUAUGUGGGGCUGUGCUCUGACCUGAGGCGGUUGGAAGGGAACUGCGUCAGCUAUGUUGCCAGCAGCCUGUCGCUCACUGAGGAAGGCUACUACAAUUUCCAAGUGGGUAGCAAGUAUUGGACCCUGGAAAAAGAUGGGCAAGUCCUGCUAACCACUGACCACCCCAGUAAUUUCACCAUCCAAUUUGCAUCCUCGAGUUGUCUUAUAAUCAGAGCAUCCAACAACAAGUUUUUUGUGGCUGAACAAGGAGGCAGGUUCUGGGCUGGGGCUUCGGACCCAUCUAGUGCGACACUGUUCCACUACUGA